Molecule: messenger RNA, 924 nt
Organism: Effrenium voratum
Lineage: Eukaryota; Dinophyceae; Suessiales; Symbiodiniaceae
Source: the annotation of a GenBank genome assembly
AUGUUCUCCAGGCUGGCCUGGUUGCUGCUUCCAGCAUGGGCCGCCCAGCCGCGGCUGGUUCGGAAAGAGGUUACUGCAGAGAUCGAUGAGGCUUCGGCAGGGGAGUUGAUGUUGGAGCCCGAGGAGAAGCCCACAGUGCUGUACAGCAUCCAAACCGCACUGCACAACGUGGAGGGCAUCCAGGUGGCCCUUGAGACCUGGGCCAAAGACCUGCGCCCAGGCCAGCUGCAGGUGGUUGGCAUGGACCAUCCCAAGGGGGUGCACGUGAAGGGCAUCUCGUGGCACAAGAGCAAGUGCCCAGAUUCCCACGCGGGCGGCGCCUGCAAGGACUUCACAGCGCUGGCUGAAGCACGGGAGAAGGAGGUGGAUUGGGUAGUUCUUCUUGGCACCGAUAACUAUGCUGUCACCAGCAACAUUGAGGCGGCGUUGAGCCAGCACAGCUCCUCCGAGCCGCAAGUCUUGGGCAUCCGGGGCUGCGGGGACUGCGCGGCCGGGGGCCUCUGCGGAGGAGGAGGCCAACUCUUCAACCGCGGAGCAUUGGAAAAGAUGCUGGAAGCCGGGCGCUCUUCCUACCUGCAGCAGUCCAUGUCUGAGGCCAAGAGCUGCGGCAUGUGGGGCGACGUGUCCAACUGCCGGGUGGCCGCACUGCACGGGGUGCCCGUCGGCGACCUGCCGGGACUGCACGGGUGGCACCUGAAACCCCCGCAGCUUUCCCAGGCGCUGGGCUCCUCGUAUCCGGCCCCGCUGACCUUCCACUAUCUGAAUGUGGAUGAGAUCAAGGCGCUUCAUGCCAUGCUACAGGAGCAAGCAGAAGCAUUCCUGGUGGGCAACGCUGGAUUGCAGGCUCAGGGCCUGGCCAUGUGGUGGCAGGACCGGGACCGCUACGUGAAGGAGGAGCAAGGGCGGAGAGAGCUGCCGGCCUAG